Molecule: messenger RNA, 261 nt
Organism: Arctia plantaginis
Lineage: Eukaryota; Metazoa; Arthropoda; Insecta; Lepidoptera; Erebidae
Source: the annotation of a GenBank genome assembly
AUGCCGCUUUCUACUAAUUUCCGACGUGAAAUGCUGCGAUCUAUAAAAGAUGCCAAAAAAAGCAAAGAUGAUCAAGACACUUCUAAUAACACACAAAAGAACAAUCCAGACCAAAACCUUGAUAACAAUGGAAGUUCAAAGAAAGACGGAAAUUCCAAAGCUGUUACCAAAACUGCUUCACCCGGUCCAGCUAAUAAUACCAAUACGAUAAUUAGAAACGUUUACUUUGCUUAUUAUAGACUUCAUUGUUUGGAAAUAUAA